CCUAGGAGCCCCCCUCUCUCCUCGCCCACCUCCGCCGGGAGCGAGCGCCGCGGCUGUGCGGAAAAGCCAUGGGAGGCAAGACCUCGGCACCUGUUCAGCUGAAAUCAAGGGCUUACAGUAUACUGGGCAGUCUGGCUUGGUGAUAGGAGCGAACGAAAGGAAGGAGAAGCGAGCAAGAAAAAGUGAGAGAGGAUUGGAGCGACUGCCGCUGCUGGGGAAAAAAAAAAUAAAAACCCAAGGAAGAUAACUGGGAAGGAAAAGGAUUUUCAUGGCGCAGGCUGCAGAGCUAAGCAAGAAGACUGAAGGUUGCAUCUCUGCUCUUACAGUCUCUAACUGUCUAGGUCCAGAUAAUGAGAGAUUGUGUUGAGGAUGCUGCUGCUGCUCCCCUGUUCACUGUGGAAGCCAUCUCCAAAUUAGCCAUUACAUAUGGAAACUGGAGACCAGAAUUUUAGAAAAAGGGAUUAAGGCGUCUCGUUUUGGGGGGGGUUCUCUCUUUAUUUGUUUGGUUUUUUCUUGGUUCUUUUGUGUCUCUUUUUUUUUCUUUUUCCUUUUUCCUUUUUUUAUAUUUCAACCAGAACGUUUCCGAUUUAAAAGGCAAGCCUGUUCCCGUGUGGUCUUUCUAAUUUACACUCUUUUCCGUGGGCUUUCUUACCUCUCUUUUUUGAUAUCUAUCUCUCUAUAUAUACCCAUUAUAUUAUUAGUCGGAAUUAUUAUUCUUUUAUUUUAUUAAACACACACACCCCAAGAAUCAGAAGGCGGUUGGGUAUUUGUAUAAUGAAGAAUUAUGGGGCUCUUUGACAGAGGUGUUCAGAUGCUUUUAACCACCGUUGGUGCUUUCGCUGCCUUCAGCCUGAUGACCAUAGCUGUGGGGACCGACUACUGGCUUUACUCCAGAGGGGUUUGCAAGACUAAAACUGUCAGUGAGAACGAAACCAGCAAAAAGAACGAGGAAGUCAUGACCCAUUCUGGAUUAUGGAGAACCUGCUGCCUGGAAGGGAAUUUUAAAGGUCUGUGUAAGCAAAUCGAUCACUUCCCUGAGGAUGCAGAUUAUGAAGCCGAUACAGCAGAAUAUUUCCUCCGGGCUGUUAGAGCCUCUAGUAUUUUUCCGAUCCUGAGUGUGAUUCUGCUUUUCAUGGGUGGACUCUGCAUUGCAGCCAGCGAGUUCUACAAAACUCGACACAACAUCAUCCUUAGUGCCGGCAUCUUCUUCGUGUCUGCAGGUCUGAGUAAUAUAAUUGGGAUCAUCGUAUACAUAUCAGCCAACGCUGGAGACCCCUCGAAGAGCGACUCCAAGAAGAACAGCUACUCCUACGGCUGGUCCUUCUACUUUGGGGCCCUGUCCUUCAUUAUAGCUGAGAUGGUGGGAGUGCUGGCCGUCCACAUGUUCAUUGACCGGCACAAACAGCUGCGCGCCAACGCUCGCGCCACGGACUACCUCCAGUCCUCCGCCAUCACCCGCAUCCCCAGCUACCGGUACCGCUACCAGAGACGCAGCCGCUCCAGCUCCCGCUCCACUGAGCCUUCACACUCCAGGGAUGCCUCUCCCGUCGGGAUCAAAGGGUUCAACACCCUCCCAUCAACAGAGAUCUCGAUGUACACCCUGAGCAGGGACCCGCUGAAGGCCACCACCACCCCUACCGCUACCUACAACUCCGACAGGGAUAACAGCUUCCUCCAGGUUCACAACUGUAUCCAGAAGGAGAACAAGGACUCGAUCCACACCAACACAGCCAACCGCCGGACCACCCCGGUAUGAAGCCGCCGCCAGGAGCUGCAAGUGGGGAAGGAGGAGGCAGGAGGAUGGGGUGGGGGACGGG
Messenger RNA from Coturnix japonica (Japanese quail), 1817 nucleotides. It is a transcript of the gene CACNG2, whose product is annotated as calcium voltage-gated channel auxiliary subunit gamma 2. Gene Ontology annotation, molecular function: voltage-gated calcium channel activity; channel regulator activity. The record is from RefSeq and is a predicted model, not a curated record. Gene Ontology annotation, cellular component: postsynaptic density membrane; AMPA glutamate receptor complex; voltage-gated calcium channel complex. Gene Ontology annotation, biological process: transmission of nerve impulse; calcium ion transmembrane transport; neurotransmitter receptor transport, postsynaptic endosome to lysosome. Lineage: Eukaryota; Metazoa; Chordata; Aves; Galliformes; Phasianidae.